UUUUCCCGCCAUCUUCCAUGCUCUCAGAGCCGCCGUAAAUCGCCACCGUCGCAGUAUCAGAUCUAUGGCGGAGAAGAGGAAACGCCGGCGAGCCGAUGAAGACCAGCCGAAGCUUCCUUUCAAGGACAAGCUGAAAGCAGACGCCCAAAUACUUGAACUUCUCAAAUGUUACAUCUCCGCCACCGGUGGUGCCUCCUCCUCCUCCGCCGCCUCGAAACCUUUAACUCUAGCCGACCUCUCACUCUCAUCGACUUGCCGCGAAGUCACGGAUUUAUCUCUCUCAUCGGUUCAGACCGAGAUCGAGUCGCUCGUCCUCUACAUCGCCCAAUCCAUUCUAUCCGGCGAGGGGUUCUCCUUCAACGUGCCCUCACGCGCCUCAUCGAACCAGCUGUAUGUACCAGAACUUGACCGGAUCGUGUUAAAAGACAAAUCCACGCUCCGUCCCUUUGCCUCAGUGUCAUCCGUACGGAAAACCACUAUCACAGCCCGUAUCCUCGCCCUUAUCCACCAACUCUGCCUGAAGAACAUCCACGUCACCAAGCGUGAUCUCUUCUACACUGACGUCAAGCUUUUCCAGGACCAGACACAAAGCGAUGCUGUCUUAGACGAUGUCUCCUGUAUGCUCGGAUGCACAAGAUCCAGUCUCAACGUGAUUGCGGCUGAGAAGGGUGUGGUGGUCGGAAGGCUUAUAUUCAGCGACAAUGGGGACAUGAUAGAUUGCACAAAGAUGGGAAUGGGAGGGAAAGCCAUUCCGCCAAACAUCGAUCGAGUAGGAGACAUGCAAAGCGAUGCUUUGUUCAUACUCCUUGUUGAAAAAGAUGCUGCAUAUAUAAGGUUAGCAGAAGAUAGAUUCUAUAACCGGUUUCCUUGUAUUAUUGUGACUGCGAAAGGGCAACCAGAUGUAGCCACAAGGCUGUUCCUGAGGAAAAUGAAAAUGGAGCUGAAGCUGCCGGUACUUGCCCUGGUGGAUAGUGACCCUUAUGGGUUGAAGAUUUUAUCGGUUUAUGGAUGUGGGUCGAAAAACAUGUCCUAUGACAGUGCAAACUUGACGACUCCGGACAUUAAGUGGCUGGGAAUCCGACCGAGUGAUUUGGACAAGUACAAUAUACCCGAGCAGUGCAGGUUGCCGAUGACCGAGCAGGAUAUCAAGACUGGUAAGGAUUUGCUGGAGGAGGAUUUCGUGAAGAAGAACCCCGGCUGGGUUGAAGAGCUGAACCUGAUGGUGAAAACUAAGCAGAAGGCUGAGAUCCAGGCUCUGAGCUCUUUCGGGUUCCAGUACUUAUCCGAAGUGUACUUGCCUCUAAAACUGCAGCAGCAGGAUUGGCUUUGAAUCUCUGGAUGCACCCUUAAGGUAUUUGCAAUUCUGUUUCCUGGCAUGUGAAUCUUUGCAAAAUGAUUGAAAACUCUCUGUUUCCUUUCAGUUACCCUGCAAAAGUCUGAAAAUUGAUAAGCA
Messenger RNA from Tarenaya hassleriana, 1453 nucleotides. Its product is annotated as DNA topoisomerase 6 subunit A. Gene Ontology annotation, cellular component: nuclear chromosome. Gene Ontology annotation, molecular function: DNA topoisomerase type II (double strand cut, ATP-hydrolyzing) activity; DNA binding; ATP binding. The coding region runs from base 65 to 1330 and encodes 421 amino acids. The transcript has 2 exons. NCBI's taxonomy places the organism in Eukaryota, Viridiplantae, Streptophyta, Magnoliopsida, Brassicales, Cleomaceae. The record is from RefSeq and is a predicted model, not a curated record. Gene Ontology annotation, biological process: DNA topological change; meiotic DNA double-strand break formation; reciprocal meiotic recombination.